Mercenaria mercenaria is the source of this 808-nucleotide messenger RNA. RefSeq lists its product as uncharacterized. The record is from RefSeq and is a predicted model, not a curated record. The coding region runs from base 132 to 539 and encodes 135 amino acids. The transcript is spliced from 4 exons. NCBI's taxonomy places the organism in Eukaryota, Metazoa, Mollusca, Bivalvia, Venerida, Veneridae.
UGAGUUUGCAAAAACAAAUCACGUGAUGUACGAUGAGGUACUAUUUAAGAACCGCUCUGCCUGCUAACUUUACAGGCUAAGAGUGAAAUCUACAGUACAGGAAAAGAGUAGUGACAAUAAGAACAGUAAUCAUGGAGAUCAAACUCGUGUUAGUUUUUGUUUUCUGCGCCUGUGUUUGCUUUGCAAAUGGCUGUAACAGAAGUUCAAGCGGCAAUAACAAUUGUUCAGGUGGUUCAUGUAAUAGUGGCAGGUCACUAACAAAGUACGCCAGAAGCCAAGAAGGAAAUGCUGAAAAGAAAGGACAAAGUUCCAAAACUGAGCUUCAAGGUGAUCUAUGUAAUUUCAAUAGGUACGAUAUCAACCUGGAUGGAGUAAUCGAAAAGGACGAAGUGUUGGCUAUAAUCAGUACCAGUGCGAAAACCGACGCAGUAUUCGCUGUCUUAGAUUUAAUGAAAGAUAACAAAGCAGUAACACGAGAUGAAUUCUAUGCCUUGGUACCUAUGUUCAUAGAUGAAUGUUCCGACUCCCACAAGGAAUAACAUUCUGUGUCCAUUUACAUGAAAAUUGUGUUUGGAAAAAAAUAAUAGAAAUAUUACGGACAAUAACAGAUAUUAAAGUAAAUUGUAUUUGUAUAAAAAGGAUCUCAUUGCUUUUAUUAGCUUUAGGUAUCUAUUUUAAAUGUUCCCAUUUUACUGAUAUAACAGUAUUUUAUUUCAAACUUUAACUAUUACUAAAUUAUCAUUUUAGCCGUAUAUUGCUAGUAACUCAUCAAUAAAAAUAACAGACAAUAAAAUACCUUAAAAGUAAA